CCCCAAUCUAGAGCAGACUCAGAGGACCUUUGGCACAAACGAUCAGGACACCUUGGGCCAAGAGCGCUUCAAGCUCUCGCUCAAGCAGCACAAAACGUUCAGAUCAAAGGCACAAAACGAAUAGAGUGUCCUGAUUGCUCUACAGCACACGCUAGCCAAGUGAUCUCUAGAAGACCAAGGGAAAGAUCGCCAAAACCUUUUUAUCAGAUAUCAUGGGAUUUAUUCGAUAUGCCUUCAGGAAGGCUUCAUGAAGAAUGGGCAUUGAUCAUCAAAGAGGAAUACUCAGGCAAGCUUUUCAAUCACAAUCUCUAUACUAAAUCUUUGGAUGAGAUUAUGAGAGUGAUUGAAGGAUUUGAAGCCAGAGUUUGGAGAAAGUACCAACUGCAUAUCGUAGAGAUCCAACAGGAUAACGAUACUGCAACACGUCCCUGGAGAGGACGAUCACGCUACGAAGAAUGGGCAGAAGAGAAGGGGAUCACUAUACUCACGCCACCACCAUACACUCAUGAGCCGAAUGGAUCAGCAGAAAGAGCUGGCCAGGAGUUGAUCACGAAAUCUAUCAAGAUAAGAUCAAGCGCCAACCUACCGGCUAAGUUG
Didymella exigua CBS 183.55 is the source of this 597-nucleotide messenger RNA. RefSeq lists its product as uncharacterized. NCBI's taxonomy places the organism in Eukaryota, Fungi, Ascomycota, Dothideomycetes, Pleosporales, Didymellaceae. The annotation marks the transcript as partial. The record is from RefSeq and is a predicted model, not a curated record. Gene Ontology annotation, molecular function: nucleic acid binding. Gene Ontology annotation, biological process: DNA integration. The transcript has a single exon.